GAGUAUAUUUAUAUUAUUCAUAUAUUAUAUAUAUACGGGCUUCACGGUGAAAGAGGGGUUAGUGCGGCUGCCUCACAAUACGAAGGCCCUGCAGUCCAGGGUUCAAUCCCAGGCUUGGGAUCUUUCUGUGUGGAGUUUGCAUGUUUUCCCCGUGACUGCGUGGGUUCCUUCCGGGUACUCCGGCUUCCUCCCACUUCCAUGUCUUUGCAUGCAAAGACAUUUACCUGGGGAUAGGUUGAUUGGCAACACUAAAUUGGCCCUAGUGUGUGAAUGUGAGUGUGAAUGUUGUCUAUCUAUGUUGGCCCUGCGAUGAGGUGGCGACUUGUCCAGGGUGUAAGCGCCUUCCGCCCGAUUGUAACUGAGAUAGGCGCCAGCGCCCCCCGUGACCCCAAAAGGGAAUAAGCGGUAAAAGAUGGAUGGAUAUAUUAUAUAUAUUAUAUUAUUUAUUAUUAUCAUUGUUUAUUGUGAGCGAACUGUGGUGCUGAAUUUCCCCCAGGGAUCAAUAAAGUACAUUCUAUUCUAGAUUUACAGCUAGAUUCACCAAGUCAAGUAUUUCAUAUAUAUAUAUAUAUAUAUAUAUAUAUAUAUAUAUAUAUAUUUCGGGAGAUUUUUCGGGAGAAAAUUUGUCCCGGGAGGUUUUCGGGAGAGGCGCUGAAUUUCGUGAGUCUCCCGGAAAAUCCGGGAGGGUUGGCAAGUAUGCUUGUAAAGGGCUUUUCUACCUUCAAGGUACUCAAAGCGCUUUGACACUGUUUCCACAUUUACACACUGAUGGUGGGAGCUGCCGUGCAAGGCACUAACCACGACCCAUCAGGAGCAAGGGUAAAGUGUCUUGCUCAAGGACACAACGGACGUGGCUAGGUUGGUAGAAGCUGGGGAUCAAACCAGGAACCCUCAGGUUGCUGGCACGGCCGCUCUUCCAACUGUGCGAUGGAUGGAUGGAUGGCGUGACAGGUGGCUAUGGUGCUGCAACAUUGUCCAUGAAAAGAGACCCUCUCAACAUGAAACAGUUGGGCAAUGAGUUCCCGCUCACCCUGGGUAGAGAUGUGUCUGGGGUCAUCAUGGAAUGCGGCCUGGCUGUAAAGUACUUCAGAGAAUAUGACGAGGUGUGGGCUGCCAUCCCACCAUGGAAGCAGGGCAGCUUGGCUGAGUUUGUGGUCCUGAGCGCCAAUGAGGUGUCCCUCAAACCAAGGUCACUGAGCCACACAGAGGCCGCAGCCAUCCCGUACGUGGCGACCACAGCCUGGUCGGCGCUCGUUAACACAGGAGGACUCACUAAAGACAAUUGUGCCAACAAGCGUAUUUUGAUCCUCGGUGGGUCCGGGGGAGUUGGAACGUUUGCCAUCCAGAUGCUGAAAGCGUGGGGAGCCCAUGUGACAGUCACUUGCUCCCACAAUGCCGAGCACUUAGUCAGGCAACUUGGAGCGGACCAUGUGGUGAACUACACAACCGGACCUGUUGAGGUGCCGCUUGCUGCCUUGGACAAGUUCGACCUGAUCCUGGAUAAUAUUGGGGGCGAUACAGAACGCUGGGCGCUGAAUCUGCUCAAACCUUGGAGUGGUGCUAAGUACGUCGCCCUAGUUACACCUUUCCUCCAGAACACUGACACUCUGGGGCUGGCUGAUGGAAUGCUGAAGACCGCUGCCACUGUGACCAGCAAGGCUCUUAAGCACCUUGUUAAGGGGGUCCACUACCGCUGGGGGUUCUUUGCACCAAGUGGUCCAGCAUUGGAUGAAAUACGGGAAAUGGUGGAUGCAGGACAGAUACAUGCAGUAGUAGAAGAGACUUUCAGCUUCGCUCAGGUUCCCCAGGCCUUUGAGAAAGUGGAGAAGGGCCACGCCAGAGGAAAGACUGUAGUCCAGAUUAAUACUAGGACCAACGAUGCAUAGCACACUGCCAAAGACUAAAUGUACUGAUGAAUGUGUGUGUAAAGACUAUUUCAACAUGAUAUAUGCUUGAAUACUAAAUAAAAAAUAAAUAAAAAUGUUUGUCUGACAAGAUUGUUAAACAUUAGCAUUAGGUGUUCCGAUCCGAUGUUGACGAGCAAAGAAACAGGCAUUGGAUGAUAUCGGCUUGUAUCUAAACUCUGAUACAAAGCAGUCCUGCAGUGUGUUUACUUGUGCCAAUCCUGAAAGCCAGUUAAUAUCUAAAUGUCCUUCAAUAAACACACAAGGUUGGUCUUUUCUUGAA
Messenger RNA from Nerophis ophidion (straightnose pipefish), 2187 nucleotides. It is a transcript of the gene rtn4ip1, whose product is annotated as reticulon 4 interacting protein 1. The record is from RefSeq and is a predicted model, not a curated record. The coding region runs from base 936 to 1886 and encodes 316 amino acids. Gene Ontology annotation, molecular function: oxidoreductase activity; zinc ion binding. Lineage: Eukaryota; Metazoa; Chordata; Actinopteri; Syngnathiformes; Syngnathidae. The transcript is spliced from 9 exons. Gene Ontology annotation, cellular component: mitochondrion.